CACUCGGAGCUGCACACACCGAGGCAGCGGCGCGCAGCUCCGGCUCUGGAACAGUCUCCGCUCCGCCCAAGCUGAAAGCCUGCUCCGGCUGAAUGAAGGGCUCCGUCCAUGCGGAGGCUAGCGCUCAUUCUGCUGCCCUGUGCUGUCGCCGUCUUGGUGCACUUGUGGUUGGCGCGACGACCCUUCUUCUUCUUCUUCACCCCGCCGGACAACAACACUCACUCGGAUGAGUCGCCGCCCUUCUCUGAAGUUCUGGUGGGGGUGCUGUCGGCGAGGCACCAUGGCGAGCUGCGGCAGGCGAUAAGGGAGACCUGGCUGGGCUACAUCAGAGACCACCCUCGCCUCCGGCGCAGAGUGACUGUGAAGUUCAUCGUGGGUCAACGUGGAUGUCCCGUUCCGGAGGAGGACCGGGAGGAUCCUUACUCCUGCUCCCUCCUAAACUUCAGCAAGCCAGUGACAGGGCAGGAUGCAGAGAUACAGAUCGUUAAAGUGUCUGACCCCGCGGUGCUCGUCCCUUCCGAUGUGUCCGCCAUCGCCCUGGACUUCAAGGUCCUCCACCCGGUGGUCGUGACCCGGCUCGGGGUGUUUCAGAGCGGGGCCCGGCCCGAGCUCCAGGGCAACGUGACGGUGAAGCUUCUGCAGCUGGACCAGGAGGAGGCUGUGGUCACGGCUCGCUUUAGUUCCGUCAGCACCGGGACCAUGGUGAACUGGGUCUGGUACAAACCAGUGGAGCAGUUCAUCCUGCCUAAGAUGAGGACGGACUCUCGGGGCUCUUGCGCGGCCGCUCGGCCAGGAUGGAGACGCACGCCGCCGGCCUGAUGGCGGAGGACGCCGCCCUGCGGGAGGAGAGCCUCCGGCACGGCGACGUGGUGUUCGUGGACGUGGUGGACACCUACAGGAACGUGCCUUCCAAGCUGCUCCGCUUCUAUAAAUGGUCUGUGGAGAACACGGACUUCAACCUGCUGCUGAAGACGGAUGAUGAUUGUUACAUCGACGUGGACUCUGUGUUCAUGAAAAUCGACCAUAAAAAUCUGAAACGCAGGAAUUUCUGGUGGGGGAAUUUCAGGCAGAGCUGGGCGGUGGACCGGAUCGGGAAGUGGCAGGAGCUGGAGUACCCCAGCCCGGCCUACCCGGCGUUCGCCUGCGGCUCGGGCUACGUGGCGUCCCGGGAUCUGGUCCAGUGGCUCGCCAGCAACGCAGAGAAGCUGAAGGCCUACCAGGGGGAGGACGUGAGUAUGGGGAUCUGGAUGGCAGCUGUCGGACCUCAGAAAUAUCAGGACGCCGGUUGGCUCUGCGAGAAGGAGUGCUACCUGGAUAUGCUGUCGUCCCCCCAGCACACGGCCCAGGAGCUGCGCCUCCUCUGGGACAGGAGGAGGGCCUGCGGGGACCCCUGUGGUUGUCCCUGGGACCACUGAACGCACGGCACUGUGGGUAAAAUGCACUCAGCACCGGCUCCCGGCUCGGUCUCUGUACUUUUAGUUCUCCUUUGAAACGUACACAACAAGAUCCUGCACCGAAAUGACCCGUUUCCUGUCAGAUCGUGUUCAUGUUGUCUCGUUUCUCUUAAUGUCCAGAAGUUUUUAGCUUUUAGUGAUGUAACUAUUGACAACAAUCAUGACUGCAAGACUUGAGCACUUUGUAAUCUGCAGAUGUUGAUUACUAACAUCCAGAUCUGAGAGGAGAAGCAGACGCAGAUAAAUUUUCUUUUUUUUAAAUCGCUUAAAAGGAAAAACUCAUAAAAGUCGCUGAAAUAACCUAAAACUGGCAAAUCAUCUAGCAGCUAAUAGCAGAACUAAUUUUUCGUUUAGCGGUUUAGCUUCUGCUAAAUUGGGUUUUGCCAACUUUAAAUAUGCUAACAGCUAAAGAGCUAUAAGUCCCACCUUGAAGGAGAUAAAGACAUGUGACGCAGACUGGAUGACCGUCGUAUUAGCGGUUAGCUUCCCCUAAUUAUUUUAUGUAGCCAUAUAGCGUUAGCAAAUUAAAACUUUUAAAUGGCAGUUUGAGUGAGCGAAGCUAACUUUUCUUGGUUAGCUGUACCAACCAUUGGGUUUUAAUCAAGUUAACUAGAGGUUUGGGUACAAAAAUUGUUUAGAGAAGUUAAAUAAAAUUUGUCUAAAAAUAGUGGUAGAAUUUCAGAAUAAUGUUCCUCGAUGGAAAUAUGGGAAGACUCGAAUGAGACGAUGUGUGACGCAGACUGAGUGACUGUUAUAUUAGCRGUCAGCUGUUAGUGUUAGCUUCUGCUAAUUUUUACAUGUUUAGCAUUAGCAAAACAAUAGUGUAUGAGUUAGCAAAGCUAAUUUUUUGUGUUGGCUGUCCCCACCGCUGGCAGAAGUAGUAAGAAAAUGUUUAAUUUUCUUUCAGAGCUCCUCAGUUUUCUGUGGUUGAUCUGUUACACAUCAUGAUACCAAACAGCCCUGUGACUACCCUUUAAACAUAUUUUAUCAUAUAAAAGGCAAUGUUUGAUUAAUUCCUUUUUACUUUUAGUCAGUUUCAUGUUAUUUCAGCGACCUUUUGUGCUUUUUUUUUGCGUCUGUAUUUUCUGUAUAUUUUGUAAACCGUCCGAAGCUUUUCAUCGUCUCCACUGUUUGUAGAUUCUCUCUCGCAGACGGAAGCACUUCCUGUUCUGUAACUUUUCUUGUGCGAGUGUUUGUGUUAGCACGGUGGCGCUCGUGACAUCAACACAAAACUCGACUGUGAAGUAGACAUCUGUCACGAUUUUACAAACGGUAAUAAAGAACUUGUGAGGGAUUAAA
Molecule: messenger RNA, 2753 nt
Organism: Austrofundulus limnaeus
Lineage: Eukaryota; Metazoa; Chordata; Actinopteri; Cyprinodontiformes; Rivulidae
Gene: b3galnt2
Product: beta-1,3-N-acetylgalactosaminyltransferase 2
Biological process (GO): protein O-linked glycosylation
Cellular component (GO): Golgi membrane
Molecular function (GO): UDP-glycosyltransferase activity; hexosyltransferase activity
Source: RefSeq, a predicted model, not a curated record